AUGCUAGAAUUAUCCCAUCCACACCCGCGUGUGGUCGACAUAAUAGAAGUUUUUGAGAGUGCCACAGAAUUAAUACUUAUCACCGAAUAUUGUUCUGGCGGUGAGUUAUUCCAUGAAUGUGUCAUUGAAGAAUCAUUCAAAGAAAGUGAUGUUGUCCGGUUACUCGGAGAGAUACUUGAUGGAGUUUUAUUCCUGCAUCAUAAAAAUAUUUUGCAUCUUGACCUGAAGCCUCAAAAUAUUUUACUGACCAAACCUUUUCCUGAUGGUAACGUAAAAAUCUGUGAUUUAGGGCUUGCUUGUCUGGUGAAUGCUGGUGAGGAUAUUCGUGAGAUUGUUGGCACCCCAGAUUAUGUGGCCCCAGAAGUGUUAAGCUACGAACCCUUGGGACUGUCAACAGACAUGUGGAGUCUCGGUGUACUUACCUAUGUUAUGUUGACAGCUUGUUCUCCAUUUGGAGGAGAUACAAAACAAGAGACUUUUCUGAAUAUAUCUCAAGUGAAUCUGGACUUCCCUGACUAUUUGUUUGAACACAUCAGCUAUGGGGCUAUUGACUUCAUGAAACGCUUGCUGGUUAAAGAUCCGCGAGGUCGUAUGGAUGCUGCACAGUGUCUGAGCCAUCCAUGGAUCCGGGGUCAUCCAGUUCCACGACCAGCUAUGUUAGACACUGAUGGAAAUGAAGAUGAAGAUGAAGAUGAUGCCGUAUUAGAAACGGAGGAAAACCAUACAAAUGCUAUUUCUCCUUCGUCAUCAGACAAGUGUGGCUGUCAAAAAGAUGUCACGUCAUUAUCCUUGAGUCCCUGUGGACAAAGUUCUCCUGUCCCUCAGGUGAAGGGUCAACAGACAAAGAAAAAAAAAGAACGAACUGGCAGUGGGGAUGGUAAGCUGAUGGGAGACAGUGUGGAGGGGUCGGUGGAUAGUGGUGAUCUGGGUGAAGACGAUAUUGUGAGUGAUGUGGAAGACAAGAUCUUGGCCAGAAAAGAGACUGCAUCAACAACGAUUACAAGGGGAGAAGAAAACCUUGCUAAAGAUGAGAGACAGAAUACGAAGGCAGCCGAUUCAUCUUAUUCAUACGCCCUGAAUGGGGACAUUAGCGAAGAUGAUUCUGGCUGUGUGGACUCUGUAAACAACAACAGCUCAGCAUGUAACGAUGAAUCCGAUGCUUGA
Molecule: messenger RNA, 1164 nt
Organism: Acanthosepion pharaonis
Lineage: Eukaryota; Metazoa; Mollusca; Cephalopoda; Sepiida; Sepiidae
Source: the annotation of a GenBank genome assembly